ACUCUCACCAGAAAAGGACACUCAAUCUAACGAGAGAGGACGGACCAGGCUUUCAAAUGAGAAGCAAAAAGCAGCCAUCUUUUGGGAUUUCAUUAAUUUAUAACUUCAAUUAAUUACAAUAGUUGGGUUUUUAAGAACAACACCCACAGGUUAAUUGGAAAGAGAGUGAAGAUUUUGGAGAGAGGAAACAGAAAUGGCGGAAACAAAGAUAGUGCAUUCUCCCCUGGUCACUUAUUCGUCAAUGUUGUCACUUCUUACCUUUUGCCCUCCUUUUGUCAUUCUUCUAUGGUACACUAUGGUACAUGCUGAUGGAUCUAUAUCUCAAACUUGGUUAUACUUGAGGGAACAUGGGCUACAAGGUUUUGUUAACAUAUGGCCUAAACCCACAUUAGUUGCAUGCAAAAUCAUCUUCUGUUAUGGAGCAUUUGAGGCUGUACUUCACCUAUUGUUACCUGGGAAGAGGGUGGAAGGCCCUAUAUCACCCACAGGGAAUCGUCCUGUUUACAAGGCAAAUGGCAUGCAAGCAUAUUUUGUCACUUUGAUCACUUAUCUUGGGCUUUGGUGGUCUGAUAUCUUCAAUCCAGCGAUUGUUUAUGAUCAUUUGGGAGAAAUAUAUUCAACACUGAUAUUUGGAAGCUUCAUCUUUUGCAUCUUAUUGUACAUAAAAGGGCAUGUUGCACCAUCUUCAUCUGAUUCAGGUUCUUGUGGAAACUUCAUAAUUGAUUUCUAUUGGGGUAUGGAGUUAUAUCCAAGAAUUGGUAAGAACUUCGACAUAAAAGUUUUCACGAACUGCAGAUUUGGGAUGAUGUCUUGGGCAGUUUUGGCCUUGACAUACUGUAUUAAGCAGUAUGAGUUGGAUGGUAAGGUUGCUGAUUCCAUGCUGGUCAACACCAUUUUAAUGGUAGUGUAUGUCACAAAGUUUUUUUGGUGGGAAGCUGGGUACUGGAAUACCAUGGACAUUGCCCAUGAUCGAGCUGGGUUCUACAUAUGCUGGGGAUGCUUGGUGUGGGUCCCAUCAGUGUAUACAUCUCCGGGCAUGUAUUUGGUCAACCACCCUGUACAUCUUGGAAUUCAGCUUUCGCUUUAUAUUCUUGUGGCCGGUAUUUUGUGCAUCUUUAUCAAUUACGACUGCGAUAGACAGAGACAAGAAUUUCGCCGAACAAAUGGCAAAUGCUUGGUUUGGGGGAAACCUCCAUCAAAGAUUCUAGCCUCAUACUCUACAACAUCAGGGGAAACCAAGACUAGCCUUCUGUUGACCUCAGGAUGGUGGGGAUUAUCUAGACAUUUCCAUUACGUCCCAGAAAUAUUAGCUGCUUUUUUCUGGACAGUUCCUGCUCUUUUUAACCAUUUUCUUCCUUACUUCUACGUGAUAUUCCUCACUGUCCUCCUUGUGGACCGAGCUAAAAGGGAUGAUGACCGUUGCCGAUCCAAGUACGGCAAGUACUGGAAAACUUACUGUGACAAGGUUCGCUACAGGAUUAUACCAGGAAUCUAUUGAGAGUGUCAUUUGUACGUGUUGUAUUAUUUAAGUCGUUGCUAUGUAUCUUGUUAUAUCAUCGCUCAAUGUUGUAUUUAUAAAGUUUAAACAUUUGGUAGCGUAUUCUGUUGAUCAUGUGUAAAUAUUCAACUUCUGUAGUACCCCUUACAUUGGGCUCUUCUUCUUCCUUGUUUCUUUUCCGAAGAUACGAGGUUUGAUGUUUACUUA
Molecule: messenger RNA, 1705 nt
Organism: Spinacia oleracea (spinach)
Lineage: Eukaryota; Viridiplantae; Streptophyta; Magnoliopsida; Caryophyllales; Amaranthaceae
Product: 7-dehydrocholesterol reductase
Exons: 13
Coding region: 194-1498 (434 amino acids)
Biological process (GO): brassinosteroid biosynthetic process; sterol biosynthetic process
Cellular component (GO): endoplasmic reticulum membrane
Molecular function (GO): 7-dehydrocholesterol reductase activity
Source: RefSeq, a predicted model, not a curated record